Molecule: messenger RNA, 2523 nt
Organism: Drechmeria coniospora
Lineage: Eukaryota; Fungi; Ascomycota; Sordariomycetes; Hypocreales; Ophiocordycipitaceae
Product: ubiquitin ligase subunit CulD
Exons: 3
Coding region: 1-2523 (840 amino acids)
Biological process (GO): protein ubiquitination; ubiquitin-dependent protein catabolic process; DNA damage response
Cellular component (GO): Cul4-RING E3 ubiquitin ligase complex
Molecular function (GO): ubiquitin protein ligase binding
Source: RefSeq, a predicted model, not a curated record
AUGCAGCCCGCGUCAUCCGAAGGCAUCGCUCCCACCCGCCGCCGGCAUCGACUCUCCUCCUCGUCGCCCGCCGCCGCGUCCAAGCGCGCGAAAUUCGGAGACGCGCCGGCCAUGACGAGCGCCCGGGCCAAGGGAAAGCUCCCCGAGACGAUCAUAGACCUCGCAUCUCCGGCUGCCGCUCCCCAGACGCGAUCCUCGUCCGCCUUCCAACCUCAGAGCGGUGCCAAGAAGCUCGUCAUCAAGAACCUACGGUCGAGCUCACGCGAGGCAGACAUCGAGGAGUACUAUGCCCAGAUCACUCGCGAGCUCGAUGCCGCCCUCGGGGCCAUAUUCGUCGGGAGCCGGCCAAGUGUGCCGCUGGAGAAGCUGUAUCGGGGUGUCGAGGAUAUCUGCCGCAAAGGCAACGCCGAAAGCAUGUAUUGCAUGCUCACGAGCCGCAUCGAGGCCCACCUUCACAACGUCGUCCUGCCUCGGAUAAAGCGAUCGGCAGGACCCGUCAACGUCGACAUCUUGAGGAGUCUCUUGGCCGAAUGGAAGGUCUUGAGCGCGCAGGCGAUGUUCAUUCGCUCGAUAUUUAGUUUCCUCGACAGGACCUACCUCCUCCGUCAGUUGCUGCCGUCCAUCAACGACAUGAUCAUUGCCCACUUCCGGAAGAUGAUGUUCCUGCCACCGGACGCCGCGCCGUCGGGCCGAGGGGAAACGAUUGGCGCCAAGGCUGUCUCUGGCGUCUACGACUUGUUCGAGUACGAUCGCUGCGCCGACGAUCGAAUGGAUGCCGAUCUGCUGAAGGAAUCGAUUCGCAUGCUCUACGUACUGGGCAUAUACGUCAAGUACUUUGAGCCGCAGUUCCUGCGCCAAUCCAACGCCUACUUCGAGAACUUUGCUGCCUCACGCAGCGCCUCGAGCCUCAAGGAGUACAUCGCCGCCUGCAAAACGCUCCUGCAGAACGAGGAUUACCGCUGCAUCGCCUACAACCUCGAGAACACGACGGAGAAGCAGCUCAUGGACGCGGCACACGUCGUCCUCAUCGACCGCUACUCCGAGAAACUUCUCCACGGCCAAAAUCUGGCUCACCUGCUGUCGGAAAAGGACGUCAAGUCGAUGAAGGGCCUCUACGAACUCUUGCGGUUGUCGGGCAUACAGAAGAAGAUGAAGGCACCGUGGGGAGACUACAUUCGGACGACGGGCGCAUCCAUCAUCUCCGACACGGAACGGGUGGACGAGAUGGUGCCGCGCCUGCUCGAGCUGCGCCGCUCGCUCGACCUCAUGAUUCGUCACGCCUUUGACGAUGACGACGACUUCCUCUGGGGCAUGCGCGAGGCCUUUGGAAAGUUCAUGAACGACCGCCUCACGGCCGCCUGCUGGGAGUCGGGAACGUCCAAGAUCGGGGAGAUGACGGCCGGGCACAUUGACCUCCUGCUCCGCGGCGGCCUCAAGGCGCUGUCGAAGGAUCUCGUGUCGGACGCGGCCGAGAACGAGCUUCCGGUCCCGGCCAGCAGCGCCGACGAGGACGCCGAGCUCGACCGGCAGCUCGACCAGGCUCUCGAGCUCUUCCGCUUCAUCGAGGGCAAGGACACGUUUGAGGCCUUCUACAAGAAGGACCUUGCCCGACGGCUCCUCAUGGGCCGCAGCGCAAGUCAGGACGCCGAGCGGAUGAUGCUCACCAAGCUCCGCGGCGAGUGCGGCUCCAACUUCACGCACAACCUGGAGCAGAUGUUCAAGGAUCAGGAGCUGGCCAAGGACGAGAUGGACGCGUAUCGACAGUGGUGCAAAGCCAACGAGCAGGAGAAACCCGCCGUCCAGCUCUCCGUCAUGAUUCUCUCGGCCGCCGCGUGGCCGACCUAUCCGGACACGCGCAUGGGCCUACCGGACGAGGUGGCGGCGCAGGUUGACCAGUUCGACCGUCACUACAGGACGAAGCAUACGGGCAGGAUACUGACGUGGAAGCACUCGCUCGCUCACUGCUCACUCGUGGCCACCUUUCCCAAGGGGAGCAAGGAGCUGCUCGUCUCUGCCUUCCAGGCCGUCGUCCUCGUCCUCUUCAACGCCGUCCCGGACGGUGGCUUUCUCUCGUACGCGCAGAUAGCGACGGCGACGGGCCUCAACGGCUCCGAGUUGGAUCGGACGCUGCAGUCGCUGGCCUGCGGGAAGGUGCGGGUGCUGGCCAAGCAUCCCAAGGGUCGUGAUGUGAGAGUGACGGACACCUUCACCUUCAACGAAGGCUUCACGGAUGCCAAGUACCGAGUGAAGAUCAAUCAGAUCCAGCUGAAGGAGAGCCGAGCGGACAACAAAGCGGUGAAUGAGCGGGUUGCGCAGGAUAGACGAUUCGAGACUCAAGCAGCCAUCGUGCGCAUCAUGAAGAGCCGCAAGAGCAUGGGCCACGCCGAACUCGUCGCCGAGGUGAUCAACCUGACGAAGAAGCGAGGCAGUGUCGAGCCGGCUGCGAUCAAGAAGGAGAUUGAAAGUCUUAUGGAGAAGGAUUAUAUUGAGCGCGAGGGCAACGUUUACACCUAUCUUACUUGA